This is a messenger RNA of Fimicolochytrium jonesii, 2168 nucleotides long. RefSeq lists its product as uncharacterized. Gene Ontology annotation, biological process: regulation of transcription by RNA polymerase II. NCBI's taxonomy places the organism in Eukaryota, Fungi, Chytridiomycota, Chytridiomycetes, Spizellomycetales, Powellomycetaceae. Gene Ontology annotation, molecular function: DNA-binding transcription factor activity, RNA polymerase II-specific; RNA polymerase II cis-regulatory region sequence-specific DNA binding. The record is from RefSeq and is a predicted model, not a curated record. Gene Ontology annotation, cellular component: PcG protein complex; transcription regulator complex. Bases 345 to 2096 code for a protein of 583 amino acids. The transcript has 2 exons.
CAUGACGACGCGGGACGUUGUGCUAGCACCUCUUAGUACCCGCAGCGCACCCGAUUGAUAAAUCGGUGCUUCACAAGUGGCGAGGCUUCAUUAUCGCCUCCCGACUCACUUUUUUUUCUAUACGGGCUUCAAGCUUCGGACAAGCACGUGAUGGCUACCCGUUAUACUUCUUCGCUCGCCAACGUCCUUCAUCUGCGUGACGUUACCCCAGAACGCCAUGGGGAAAGUGCUGGCGCUUCGUUGAAUCUGCUUGCUGUAAGUAUCUUUGGCGGGUGAGACAUAUAGAUCUGGCAGAAAAGCAUUCACUGACAUUUUCUGUGUCUUUGUUCUAGCAUGACCUCAAGAUGGCUUCCUCUGGCCUUCAGCAAAAGGUGCAAGAGGAAACGAGGCAAUUUGCAAGGCCGUCCGAGAUGUCACUGUCUCCGUCAACUACCCCUCCUUCGGACGAUUCACAGAGUGUCACAAACGAUGGCACCGCCACAUCACUGCCUCCGAUUCUUUUACACCCAACUGCGUAUGCUCAUAACUUUGCCGCGUCGGCGCUGCCAGCCCCUUACCUUCCAGUGCCGAUUCCCCCUGUUCCCCAUCAUGCGUAUACCUUCCCUCCUGUGGGUCAAGCAAGUGAACUUCCUCCUAAAGUGUUGACAAAGCACAAUUCGUAUCCUUUACCCAAUACCCACCAAUAUCAAUCUCCUGCUACCUCACAAGGUCACUCUCAUCAAGUGGCCGUUGAGCAUGGUCGUCCAUCAUCGGACAGUCAAUUAAAAGGAAGCCAUCCCGCUUUACUCAGAAUACACGGCGCAAACAGAGCUUACCCCUACCCGACGCCGCCGCUAGGACGGUGGCCGAGCGUCAGUGGGCCGGACCCACAUGCAGUCAGCAUUAUGGCGCCUUACAAGACCAGUCAAUCGUCGACUAUGGUUUCCACGGCUGCUCCCGUAACGGUGCAACCGAGUGUGGAGCAAUCACAGGGCCCCUGCACAUGUAAAGACCAUCAACACCGCUACGAUUGCGAAUCCCAUCGUGCGCCUAUGGCUGCCGAAGCCCAUCUGGCCCCUCAACCUCGGCUGCAGGCAUCACCCUUCCGCCAUCAUCCUCCGGCUUCCGACCAUACCGCGGACCCUGUCGGACAUCUAAGCGCUUAUGCACACCUUCCUGCGCAACCAGAUUCGGACGCUCAAGUGUACAUGUCGGCGAAGAUGGAACCCACAGGCGACCCCGUGAAUGAAACCUUAACUUGGCAAAUGCAAGGUCAACCGCAACACUGCUAUCACCACCACCAUCAUCACCACCAUCACCAUAUCGAGCAGGAGCAGCAACAGCUUGCCAAUAGCGUUCCGGCGGACUCCGAACCCCUACCAGUGUCAUCCAAUGCCGCACAUGAACAGUUCGCGGCACCGGUCACUUCUCCAUACGAUACCCAACGCUUCCCACCGCAUGCCAUGAACUUCUCACCUUACGCGCAUCCCAAUUUCACCCAUCCACACGAUCACUACGCACACCCUCCUCAGAACGGCUUUGGCACCCUGAGUGGCGGGCCCCAUAUUCAACCGCAAUACCAAUCACAUCAAUACAUUCACAACCCUGUCGCUUCCGCAACUCCUCAGCUUGCAUCUAGCCAUCCGCUCCAUGUGCCGCGCAAUGCAGGGAACGUGCCUGACGGUCACACCGCAGCUUACAUGCCCAUGAUGACCUACAUGGCCACCCCACCGAGCUCUCAGGGGCCUCACUCCGAUGACUUUGGGUCGUCGUACAGACAAGGACCACCGAUGUCGCAUUUGGAUCGUCUCAUGUCCGGACCCAUGCAUCUCUCCCCAUCUCCCGCGUCCACACCGGACGGAUCGCAAGCGUACCCACCGCCUGCAUCAGACGACGUACGUAAGCCCGUGAAGUCAUCCCCCCACAAACGCUAUGUGUGCCCUGAAUGCGCGAAACGAUUCACACGCCCAUCGUCGCUGCGGACGCAUCUCAACUCACAUACGGGCGAAAAACCGUUCCUCUGCGUGUGCGGGCGCAGCUUCAGUGUGCUGAGCAAUUUGAGGAGGCAUGAACGAGGCGGAUGUUGUGCAAACAAGGAAAGCGUUGCACCUCGAUAGUUGGCAGAAUAGGACGAAUGUUCGUUACUCCUUUACUCCUUUUUUUUUGGAUUACAUAUAUCUUGAUCCUUU